Messenger RNA from Dromiciops gliroides (monito del monte), 1053 nucleotides. Its product is annotated as procathepsin L-like. Bases 1 to 1053 code for a protein of 350 amino acids. The transcript is spliced from 7 exons. Gene Ontology annotation, molecular function: cysteine-type endopeptidase activity. Gene Ontology annotation, biological process: immune response. NCBI's taxonomy places the organism in Eukaryota, Metazoa, Chordata, Mammalia, Microbiotheria, Microbiotheriidae. The record is from RefSeq and is a predicted model, not a curated record. Gene Ontology annotation, cellular component: lysosome.
AUGAGACUAUAUCUUUGUCUGGUUUCCCUUUGCUGGGGACUUUCAUAUACUUUUCCCACGAGAAACACAGAUCUGGACACUGAAUGGGAACUGUUUAAGUCCACAUAUGGAAAGAACUAUACUAAGAAGGAGGAUUCUUUUAGGAGAAAUGUAUGGGAAGAAAGCCUGAAGUUCGUUAAUAAGCAUAAUCUCCUGUAUAAGGAGGGGAAGAAGAGCUACUUCCUAGGGAUGAAUGCAUAUGGGGACAUGACUGAUGAGGAAUUCAAAAGAAUGCUGGACCCUGACACAUCAAAGAGGAUAAAGAGAGAUACCACACCCCAGUUUUUUUCAACUUCUGACAUUCCCAAAUCAGUGGACUGGAGACAGCAUGGCUACGUGACCCCUGUUAGAUACCAGGGGGAAUGUGGCUCCUGCUGGGCAUUCAGUGCACUUGGAGCCCUGGAAGGGCAGGUCUUCAAGAAAACAGGCCAACUUGUGGAACUGAGUAAACAGAACUUAAUUGACUGUAUUGAAUUCCCUGGCUGUCUACUCGGAUCUGUCACUGAGGCCUUCAGCUAUAUCAUAGAAAAUGGAGGUGUUACCACUGAGUCCUGCUACCCAUAUACAUACCAGGAAGAACUACAAUGCUCCUACAGACCCAAGUGUGCAGCUGCAACAGUAAGUGGAUUUGUGGAUAUCCCUUCUCAAGAUGAACAGAUUGUCAUGCAGGCUGUGGCAACUAAAGGGCCAGUGUCUAUGGUAGUGCAUGUCCGGAAGCCCUUCUACUACUAUAAAGAAGUCUUUAAGUUACUAAGAGACCUUCCAGAGAUGUUUCUGCCUGCUAAAAAGUGGGAUGAAAUCGUUCUGUUCCACCCACCGAAUGCUUUUCUACCAUUAUUUCGAAAUCCUGUGAUCACUUCCCCUUCAUCCCCCGCCCCCUCCUUUUCAACUCUUGUUCAUUCCAACUCUAGGCCACACACACAAACCAUCCUUUUGGUCUACAGACCCAGAGAUAGUGAGAACCGGAAAGGGCGGGCUGUAGCUAUUGUCGAGGAAACAUGCCGUGAAAAAUGA